Molecule: messenger RNA, 951 nt
Organism: Miscanthus lutarioriparius
Lineage: Eukaryota; Viridiplantae; Streptophyta; Magnoliopsida; Poales; Poaceae
Source: the annotation of a GenBank genome assembly
AUGGCUGCUCACCAACCACGUCUCCCCGUCCUCCUCUUCGUCUUCCUCACCGUCUAUGUCCACUCCACCCAUGGCGACCCUCUUCCGAGCACUUACGACAUCUCCAUGUGCUCGGAAUCAUUCUGGUGCGGCGGCGUCGAAAUCCGCUACCCGUUCUAUCUUGCCAGCGCAACCGAAGCAACCACCGAUCACAGCGGGAACUACUCUUGCGGCUACACCGACAUGAGCAUUUCCUGCAAACUCAAGGGGCAGACCUGGACCCCUACCAUCCGUCUUGGCGGCGACGACUACACCGUCGAGAGCAUCUCCUACGGCUACGACCAUCACACCAUCUCACUGGUGGACAGCGAUGUGCUCCUAGGAGGCGGCGAUUGCCCCGCAGUCUGCCACCAAGUCAGCUUCGACGAGACAUGGCUGCAUAACACCAGCUCAAACGACAACCUCACCUUCUUCUUCGGCUGCGACCCACGCGAUCCCGUGGCACCUGAUUUUUACACAUUCAAAAUCAAAUGCGCGGGGUUCAAGAGUCCUCCAGAUGCUGGCCCAGGAGACUCCUUCGUGCUCAUGCCUGGUGAGCUUGAAAGGGAUGACAAGGGGUUGGCAACGAGUAUUACCACCUGGUGGCAGACGAAGCUCAAGGUCGAGGCCGUAGACGAAGAAGGCGCUGGCGGAGACGAUGUCGAGGCCGGAGACGAAGGCGCUGCUAGAGAUAAGGGCGUGGUCGAAGAUGUGAAGGUGUUUGCCGGAGACAAGGAGGGCGAUGGAGCCGCCCCGCGCACCGGAGAGGAGGACAAGGGUGCUGCGUGCGCCGGAGCCGAGGACGAGAGCGAGGCCGGCCAGCCGCCAAAGGACGAGGACGAGGGCGUGGCCGGGCGCACCUGGGAGACGAGGACGAGGGCCCGCCGCGCGCGCUGGAGAAGUGGGCGCGAGCCACACGCGUGUCGGAGCUAG